AUGGGUAUACUACAUCGUUUAUGGACUUCAUUACGGCAUAUUCACGGAGGAAGUGGCAGACAAGAUGUGGAGCGAAAGCGAGCGCAACAGUUACCAGAAAAAGCUGGAAUACAGGAUCAUCUUAGCUUCUAUUGGAGGGCUUACUUCGCCGUCCCUGCAGCUCUUGGAUCGUAUCAUCAACGCCGAUUCCUGGGAUGUAGCAUUCCGAAUCGCCCAGAGGUCCUAGUGGUGGUGGGAUUUUGGAUAAUGUGUAUUAUCCUCAACUUUGGGUUUCACGACAUCUUCAUUCCAAAUGCCACGAUGCCAACAAUAUCGCAGCAGGCAUGGAAGUAUGUUGCUCAACGGACUAGCAUGUUCGCAUAUGCCUGUUUUCCAUGGGUGUGGCUAUUCGCUGGAAGGAACAAUAUCUUUAUUUGGGCCACUGGUUGGAGCUUCAGUUCUUUCAAUGUCUUCCACCGACACCUGAGUCGUCUCACUGCCCUCUUCGCCUUUGUACAUGCGAUAUCAUAUACUGUCUUGGAUACGAUCUAUGGGCCUUAUUACGAGGAGGGACUGCAUGUUAUUUGGUUCAAGUUUGGUAUUAUUGGUGCCGUUACGAUGGGGCUACUCUGCGGUCUCUCCAUCCCCUACUUUCGUACUAAAUGCUAUGAGUUGUUUUUGGUUGGACACAUCUUAUUUGCAGUGAUCCUUCUUGUUGCGGUUUUUCAACAUACUUCUGUUUUCGGAACUAAAUAUAACGCCUAUCUCUGGCCAGUGGUUGCCAUAUGGUGCUUUGACCGGUUCUUGCGCAUCAUACGCCUCGCAUAUUGCAACAUCCGCGCCUCUACCCGUGGACGUGUACAAACAACCACAGCGACGGCAACGUAUAGCAAAGAUGCUGAUGUGAUCCGACUAGAUAUCCAAGCAGGGGGUUCAAUUAGGCCUUUACCAGGUCAUUACUUCCACCUAUAUCAAUUAUUCAGCUGGCGUGGUUGGGAAAACCAUCCUUUUACAGUCGGCGCCUGCACUGCACUAAGCACACCGUCACCAUUGACAUCCUCAUCUAAUGCACAACAAGCGCCCCACUCUAUGACUGGAGCCCUUAAUGAAAAGAAGCCGUUCACUUCAACUACCACAGAGAUAUUUACACAGGAAAUCCAGUCUUCUACCACUGCUCCUGCUCUUGGAAACCUUGUUUUCUGGAUUCGUCCUUAUAACGGUUGGACAAAGCGGCUGAAAGAUCAGUGUUUACGCUCAUCAUGCCCUGAUGAUAAUACUGAAAACGGAUAUUAUCAAGCCUCUAUCCCCAUAUCUUUGGAAGGCCCUUACGGUCAUACACUUCCGUUACAUCACUACGGCACCGUGCUCAUAAUUGUUGGGGGCACCGGCAUUGCAACAGCAGUACCUUACAUUCAUGACUACGUUUCCAGAUUGUCAAAGACAGGCUCUAGAAGGUCUGGCAAUGGCAGCACCCACACUUCCAACCUUACUCUGGUCUGGGCAUGCCGCGGCCAUGAAUUCAUGGAGCAGCUUUGUGGUAGGGAACUUGCCAGUGCACUAGAGCUAGAGGGAUUUACUGGGCGUUUCCACUGUACGAAAGGCUGUGGUAGCCACUGUGCUGCUGACGACAAAGAUGGAGAACUGCGUAUUGAGCGUGGACGCCCGAAUAUCGAGAAUGCUAUCUAUGGUGUCGCUACAAAAGCGCAGAUUGAGAGGCACAGAAUGGCGGUGCUUACAUGCGGGUCUGCCCACAUGUCGGAUGAGGCUAGACGCAGUGUGCAUAGUAUACUGAACAAGGGGUAUGGAGGAAUUGAGUAUUUUGAGGAAGCAUACUCAUGGUGA
Molecule: messenger RNA, 1821 nt
Organism: Aspergillus bombycis
Lineage: Eukaryota; Fungi; Ascomycota; Eurotiomycetes; Eurotiales; Aspergillaceae
Product: ferric reductase family protein
Exons: 5
Coding region: 1-1821 (606 amino acids)
Biological process (GO): intracellular iron ion homeostasis; copper ion import; iron ion transport
Cellular component (GO): plasma membrane
Molecular function (GO): ferric-chelate reductase activity
Source: RefSeq, a predicted model, not a curated record